GAGAAGGAGCGAUUGAAGGCAGGAACGCGCGCCGCUCCGUGUGUUGAAUUGUUUAUAAACCGGCUACAGCACGACGGGGUGGUGGUGGUGGAUGAUCGAGGGGGCCCGAGGGGUGAGAAGAGUACGAUGAACGACGCCAAGAAGGAUGGGAAUAUGGCUGCAGACGGAAUCCGGGGACCGGGUGAGCUGCAAAUGGCCCCCUCUGUGAACCACAGCCAGCAUGACAGCGGCACCGGCGACGAGCUGGUGAACUCCGUCACGCUGUACAGGCGACGACCCCGGCUGCUGCACGGCACCGUCCUCCCGUUCUUGGCGCUUCUCUACCCGGGCUGGCUGUACGUGUGGUUAGGGGUGUACGGCGCCUCUGAGUAUCCGGAGGCAGGCCUCCUGGCAUUAGCCGCUAUCGGGAUCGCGCACGUCCUCACAGCACUUUCUGGCUAUUGGUCCGUGCACGCGCACUGUUGGCUCACCUGUUCCAAGGAACCCGACCCAAAAAAAGCUACGCUGGCAAAGGUCAUACCUACCCCCAACAACGGCUCUGCUGAGCUUGUGGCACUACAAAGGGACCAGGAUGACACUGGAGGCGAGAUAUUGUCCUUUGAGUUUCAAAAGAUUCGCUACAUCUUUGAUGACAAAGAGAAGAAAUGUUUCCUUCCGGUCGCGUUCCCCAUCAACAAUCCAAUGGGCUACUUUCAGUCCUGGCGUGGCUAUCAGGAGGAGACUGAGCUCCGAGCUGCAGAAAAACGCUACGGCACCAAUCGUGCCGAGAUGGUGGUGCCAGAUUUCCUGGAGCUCUUCAAAGAGAGGGCUACAGCUCCUUUUUUUGUUUUCCAGGUGUUCUGUGUUGGGCUUUGGUGUCUGGAUGAGUACUGGUACUACAGUGUUUUCACGCUCUUCAUGCUGGUGGCUUUUGAAGCCUCUUUGGUUCAGCAGCAAAUGAGGAAUAUGUCUGAGAUCCGUCGCAUGGGGAACAAGCCGUACAUGAUUCAGGUGUAUCGCAACAGAAAGUGGAGACCUAUUUCGAGCGAUGAGCUUGUCCCUGGAGAUAUUGUCUCAAUAGGACGUUCACCCCAGGACAACUUGGUACCAUGUGAUGUGCUGCUGCUGAGGGGACGGUGCAUUGUGGAUGAGGCCAUGUUGACUGGAGAGUCUGUUCCCCAAAUGAAGGAGCCAGUGGAGGACCUGGACCCAGAGCGAAUCCUGGACCUUCAGGCAGAUUCCCGUCUCCACGUCAUCUCAGGCGGAACAAAAGUGGUUCAGCAUAGCCCGCCUUUAAAGGCCACCACUGGGCUCAAGCCUGUAGACAAUGGCUGUGUGGCUUAUGUACUGAGAACAGGAUUCUACACCUCUCAGGGUAAACUGUUGAGGACCAUUCUUUUUGGUGUGAAGAGAGUGACGGCAAACAACCUGGAGACUUUCAUCUUCAUCCUCUUCCUCCUUGUGUUUGCCAUCGCUGCAGCUUUGUAUGUGUGGGUAGAAGGGACCAAGGACAUCAGCAGGAACCGCUACAAGCUGUUUCUGGAGUGCACACUUAUUCUCACCUCCGUGGUUCCACCUGAACUCCCCAUAGAGCUGUCUCUAGCGGUGAACACAUCUCUUAUCGCACUGGCUAAACUAUACGUAUUCUGCACGGAGCCCUUCAGGAUACCGUUUGCGGGGAAAGUGGAGGUUUGCUGCUUUGACAAAACGGGAACAUUGACCAGUGACAGUCUGGUGGUACGAGGAGUAGCAGGACUCAGGGAGGGGAAGGAGGUGAUGCCUGUAUCUGAAAUACCAGUGCAGACGCAUCGAGUGGUGGCCACCUGUCACUCUCUGGUCACUCUGGAUGAUGGACAGCUAGUUGGAGAUCCACUGGAAAAAGCAAUGCUGACUGCUGCUGACUGGACACUCACUAAAGAUGAAAAGGUGUUUGCACGUGGCAUUAAAACCCAGGGGCUAAAGAUCCACCAGCGUUUCCACUUCGCCAGCGCUCUGAAGAGGAUGUCAGUCCUGGCCUCAUAUGAGAAAAUGGGUUCCACUGAGCUCUGCUACAUCUCGACCGUUAAAGGAGCGCCAGAGACACUCAGAGGGAUGUUUUCAGAAUGCCCUGCAAGUUAUGAUAAAGUUCACAAGGAAAUGUCACGUGAAGGGGCUCGAGUUCUGGCCUUGGGCUACAAGGAGUUGGGACACCUCAGUCACCAGCAGGUCCGAGAGAUGAGUCGGGAUGCGCUGGAGUGUGACCUGCAUUUUGCUGGGUUCAUGGUCGUGUCCUGUCCCCUCAAGAGUGACAGCAAGGCCGUUAUCCGAGAAAUCCAAGAAGCAUCUCAUCAUGUGGUGAUGAUUACAGGCGAUAACCCCUUGACGGCGUGCCAUGUAGCCAGGGAGCUCCAUUUCAUCAAGAAAGAACACACACUUGUGUUACAGCCGUGUGCUGAACAAGGUCAAUGGCAGUGGGAAUCUAUCGAUGGCAGUGUGUGCAUACCGCUGCCCCCACCUUCCGUUUCUUCAUUCGUGCGGCAGUUUGACUUGUGUGUAACAGGAGAAGGACUGGCAAGGCUAAGCUGCGACCCUCGCCUACUUCACACCCUGUUGCCUCAUAUACAAGUGUUUGCCCGUGUCAGUCCAAAACAGAAGGAGUUUGUCAUCACCAGUCUAAAGGGGAUGGGGUAUGUGACGCUGAUGUGCGGCGAUGGCACUAAUGACGUGGGAGCUCUCAAACAUGCACACAUAGGUGUUGCUCUGCUAGCCAACGCUCCGGAGCGCAUGCCUGAAAAAAAGAAACGGGGCAGAGAAAAAGAGGCAUCCACUUCAGAAUCGAGACCUUUACCCCCCGUCAGUUCAGGAGCCAAGCUCAGCUCCAGGGCAGCUCGACAGCGGAUGAUGGCUCAGAGAGAAGAGCAGCUCGCUGCACAAAAGGAGAGGAUCAAUCAAGUCUUACGGGAACUUGAAGAGGAUCAAGUCCAAGUCGUUAAACUGGGCGAUGCCUCCAUUGCCGCCCCCUUCACCUCAAAACUAUCAUCCAUACAAUGCAUCUGCCAUGUGAUAAAGCAAGGCCGUUGCACUCUGGUUACAACACUCCAGAUGUUCAAGAUCCUGGCUCUCAACGCCCUUGUGCUGGCCUACAGUCAGUCUGUACUCUACCUCGAGGGAGUCAAGUUCAGUGACUUCCAAGCAACCUUGCAGGGUCUGCUCUUAGCCGGAUGCUUUCUCUUCAUCUCCCGAUCAAAGCCACUGAAAACACUGUCUCGAGAACGGCCGUUACCAAACAUUUUCAACCUUUAUACAGUGUUGACUGUGUUGCUGCAGUUUGCUGUCCACUUUUGCAGCCUUGUGUAUCUUUACAAAGAAGCACAGAGCAGAAGUCCACCCAGGGCGGAGCAGUUUGUAGACCUGUAUAAAGAGUUUGAACCCAGUCUCAUCAACAGCACCGUGUACAUAAUGUCAAUGGCCAUGCAGAUGGCCACCUUUGCCAUUAAUUACAAGGGUCACCCUUUUAUGGAGUCUCUUAGCGAAAAUCGACCACUAUUGUGGAGUAUCGCCUUGUCAGGUCUCGCAAUUGUGGGACUUCUUACUGGCUCCUCUCCAGAAUUCAAUGAGCAAUUUGCUCUUGUAGAUAUUCCAACUGAGUUCAAAUUAAUUAUUGCCCAGGUUCUUGUGGUGGACUUUGUCGCCGCUCUGCUGGUGGAUCGUGUCCUGCAGUUCCUGUUGGGCAAAGGAACUCUCAGGCUGCCUUCUUGAACUCAGUGCCAACAGCUACCGCUGCCCUUACCAACCAAACUGAAAAGGAAGAGAAGGCUUUUGGAGGAGGACGAGAAUUCAAGCUGGUGUGACUUACACAAGACAGCUGAGAGAGUCAUGGCGUGGAGUACUGUACUCUAUUUCCCUUCCUUUGCCCAGCUCUGCCCUUCCCAAACUACUCCGGUUUCUAUAUUUUCAUCAACUGUUUCUAUUUUUUUCAUAACUCUGCAUUGUUUUCUACUUUUCUUUGUCUUCCCUCUUUCUGUUCCUCCCCACUGAGAGAAAAAGGCCAUGAAGACAGCAGUAUUGAGUGGACUGUGAGACUGUGCCUGCCCGAGUGAAACAUACAGGCACAAUUAUUGGGCAUUCUCCAAGAGAAUUGCGAAAGUGUUUUGGAUUUUUUUAUUCCCUUUCUUGAUUUUGUAAAAAGUGAAAAACAUCUUUAACAGACGUAUAAAGACUAAAAUGUACAAACGAAGUCUGUCAAGUGUUUUGUCAAGUUCAGACGGAAACGCUGAGCACAUACAACUAAUCAUGAAUCACUGUUUCCACAAAUCGAAAUUAAUGAGUCUCAGACCGUCAAAUGUAAUUGUACAACAGUGUUUAUCUCAUAUGAGGCAUGAAGUUUGGCAGUUGUCCCUAAGUUGAUCAAAAACUACUAAAGGUCUGUGACGAUUAUAUUUGUUUGUCAACUGUUACCAACUACUAAUUUCCCACAGAUGACUGUCAGCUAUUUGGGGGGGGAGCUUAUCCAUUGGGAGCACUUUGGUGUUUACUCUCCUGCUUAAUGACACGUCGACAUAUGAAGAAUCAAACCUGCAACCUUCCGACUGAGAGACAACCCACCCUGCCAACUGAGCCAUAGCCACCUAUCUAUUGGUCUGUUGAGGCAGAACCUGUACUGCAUUGUAAUUAGAGUGCUAUAACAAGAGAAUUGUUUAAACCAUGCAAUCCAUUCAACUAUUCGAUAAUCUCUAAUACCAUCUUUAUCUUAGUUAGGGUCACAUGGCGCUGAUCUUAGCUGGCAUCAUGCAACAGGCACGGAACACCAUUGAUGGCCUGCUUGUCUACUGCAGGAUUUAUUUCUGUUACCGACUUGUUGAAUUUGAAAAUAGCUGAUUUAUAAGUUUCUCCACUGUCAAGGUUUAACAGAUAUACGUAUAUAAACCUGACAUUUCCCAAUGCCCAUUUAAUAGUAAAAACAUGGGGACGGUUGAUAUGGAAUAUAUUUUACCUUGUUAUCUUUUUACUUAUGGUCAAACUCGCUGAAAGGGUGAUAUUUAACAAAAACACAUUUGAUAUUCUUAAAAAGUUUUCAAGUUUUUCAUAUGAAAUUCAAAUAUUUUCAAGCACUCCAUUGCAACUAUCAUGUAAUUACAUUACAGAAAUUAAUUAGAUGUUACAUUUUUGAAGAACUUCAUUUAAGUGUGCUGCUGGCAUCACAAUGCAAAAAAGGAAUAUGUGUGUAAUGUUCGAA
Messenger RNA from Salarias fasciatus (jewelled blenny), 5194 nucleotides. It is a transcript of the gene atp13a1, whose product is annotated as ATPase 13A1. The transcript is spliced from 25 exons. Gene Ontology annotation, molecular function: membrane protein dislocase activity; P-type ion transporter activity; ATPase-coupled monoatomic cation transmembrane transporter activity. The record is from RefSeq and is a predicted model, not a curated record. Gene Ontology annotation, biological process: intracellular calcium ion homeostasis; transmembrane transport; extraction of mislocalized protein from ER membrane. NCBI's taxonomy places the organism in Eukaryota, Metazoa, Chordata, Actinopteri, Blenniiformes, Blenniidae. Bases 127 to 3717 code for a protein of 1196 amino acids. Gene Ontology annotation, cellular component: endoplasmic reticulum membrane.